AUGUCCAGAGAAAACCGUCUGAGUAUGCGGCGGAAAAUACAGUCGCUUGUGCUUCGUCACGGCAUUCCUGCGAUCUGGUUUACGCUCAACCCAAAUGACAUCACAAACCCGGUAAAGCUGCGGCUUGCGGCAUAUCGCACUCGUGAGCCUGACACAGCUGAAGCUUUCUUGAAGAGCCUUGACAAAUCAUACAGACGACUGCGGCUGGCCAUCUCCGACCCGAUGAGCUCGGCCAUCUUCUUCCAUCGAGAGAUGACGUUGUUCUUUGAGCAUUAUGUCAAAGUGGGAGCGGAGUCGGUAUUCGGGCGCAUCAUCCACUACUACGGUGCUGUGGAGACCAACGAACGAGGGGCGCUGCAUGUCCACGGGUUGCUUUGGCUGCACGGAAACGCAAACUUGAGUACGAUGAUUACCGAUGUCGACGGCGAAGAUAAAGCCACAUAUCGUGAAAGGAUCAUCAGAUACAUCGAUAGUGUCUUCUGUGAGGCUCCAUGGAGACUUGUCGAAAAGACUGCCUUCACGGCAGACGGCGUGCUGCAAAUUCGAAGGAGGCAUAGCAUGGUGAAUCGGUGGAACAAGGCUAUGGCUGUGGGGCUUCGCCACAACCACGAUAUCUCCUUCAUAGCGACGCAGCGGAAGACCAUGGCACUCGUGUUCUACGUCACGAAUUACACGACCAAGGCAGAGGACCCGGUAUGGAAGCGCGUCGCUGCUGCCGCAGAACUGCUGCCUGUCGUCUCAGCGAGCCGUGGACCGGCGGCUAAGGGCGGGGAGGAUAUUGGAGAUAACGGUGCCACUGAUGGCGCUGCCGGGAACAGGACACGGCAAUUCUUGAUGAGGGUGGCGAACCGCAUAUUCACGGAACGGUCUUUGUCGCAAGUGGAAGUCAUCGCCUACCUUCUCGGAUACCCGACCGAGUUCACUAAUAGCAGCGCAUGGGCGUUCCUGAAUGUUUCUCUGCUGUACUGGCACGUCUUCCGUAGGUGGCGACACCUUCGCCAAGAGAGCGGCACAGCGGUUGGGGACGAUCCCGUGGACGACUCAAUCGUCGUGGAAGAAGCCGGCGAGAGAAUCAGCUAUGUCGAGGCAUAUGAGCACCGAGGGGGGGUCCUAGGGAGUCUGUGUCUCUACGACUACACAUCGCUUGUCAAGCUCAGGCGCACGGACAAGGAUGAGACCGCUGCCUCCUGGGGAGAGGUACCCUUUGAAAAAGGAUGGGGACCUGGAAGACGUUGGUUGCAGGUGCUGAGACGGCCGGGAAAGUACGCCAGUGUCUGCCUGGAUGGCUACCUGAGUAAGGAUUUCGAUCAGGAUGAUGAAGGCUCGUGCCAUCGGAGGGCAGCUGUACAGCACCUUGCGCUGUUUGUGCCAUGGGAGUCUUUCUUGUGCGAAGCAACGGACGACAUCAACCUCAUUUGGGCGCGGGCACUGAAGGCGCUGUCUCCGAGAGUAUCAUGCCUCGUCGAUAACGUUCAGCUACUUCGUCGGUCGGCCGAAGACGCAAAACGCGACGCCAGGCAAUGGGCGGCCUCAGCUGGCGACGCUGACUUCACGGUUACACAUGCCGAUGAGGAGGGAGAAGGGGAGGGCGACGAAGAGGCCGCCUCGGUUCGCGAGUCUGACAGCAUCGGUAACACGACGCGUCUAAUUGACGUCAUGAGAAGUGCACUGGGCUCCAACCAGAUCACUGCCGGCUCGCCGGAGCUCAUGGCAACACUGAAGCAGCUCUGCCAAUUUCAGCUAUCAGGGCUGAGCCCGGCUGGUGAGCUCUACGCCACCAUAAUACCCGAACGAGGAGAAAGACGGAUAGGCAUACACGGAGGAACCUUGUCCGGGGCCAGUAUACCACCGCAGGAUCAGGUCAAAGCCAUCAAGUCGCAGCAGAUAUGUGCCUCCAGAGAGAGGGAGCGGAUGAUCCAGGGUAUACAAAAUAUGGCUGUGGCCCACGAAACUGAGCAAGGUAUCGUGAUGAGAAAUGUGCUCAGUGGUUUCGGCGAGGAGGAUAUUGAGAUGACGGGAGCGGACCUGGAAAGGGUAGGCGAGGCAGGUCCAGGUGUCGAAGUCGACUUUGGCAUAUCAACAUCCUUCCUCGAGACAGGUAAAACUCUAGCAGCACGGUUCAAAUUGAAUAAGAGACAGACAAUCGCCCUCCUGAUCAUAUGCCGCCAGCUCGAUUUGAUACAAUGCAGCGCCAAAAGCGAAGUCAGUCAGCUCUGCCAAUUUGUCGGCGGAGAAGGCGGCACGGGGAAGUCACGCGUCAUUGAAACGCUUGUUGAGCUCUUUGCAUGCAAAAAAAUAUCGAACCGCCUCUUGAUAACGGCGACUUCGGGGACGGCGGCAUCGCGAAUUAACGGCAUCACAAUCCACUCCGCCUGCGGGUUCUCCAAGGACCAAGCAACAGGCACAAGCAUGGGCAAGGAUCUCGACGGUGUGCGACUGGCGAAAGUAACGGAGCGGUUUAUUCAUGGCCAAACUCGAAUGAACUGGCAAGAGAAAGACCUCCUUGUCAUCGACGAGGUGAGCAUGUUGGGAGCCCAGAUGCUACACGCGGUGAACGAGCAACUCUGCCGACUCCGCGGCUCACAUCAAGAGUUCGGCGGGAUCCCCAUCGUGCUCUUCUGCGGAGACUUCCAACAGUUCCGGCCAGUACAUGAUAGGUCAAUCCUUUUACCGAGCGUGGCCGUCUCGUGGGACGAAGACAACUCGUUCAAGGUCGAGCAACGACACCAACACGACAAGGCACAUGCACUAUGGAGGAAAUUCACGACGGUCGUCAUGCUGGACGAACAAGUUCGUGCCGCCGGGGACCCGGAGUUGCAGCGCUUGCUGAAACGGAUUCGAAUGGGUGUGCAGGACAAAACGGAUCUGGAUCUCCUCAACGCAAGGUGCUACCGAGAAGAUCAACGAAUUCCGUGGGAAACAGGAAUCACCGUGGUGACGCCGCUGAACAGGAACCGGUGGAACCUCAACAUGGAGGCAGCUUUGUCGUUGCAGGUCCAGCGGCGGUCAAUGAUGCGAAUCUUCUUAUCACAGCAUAAGUGGAAGAAUGGUCCGCCGACCGAGGAAGAAGCCACCAUGAUGCUAAACCAGGGGGACGACAGUGCGAUACCAGUACCGGGCGUCUUCAUGCAGCAGUGCUCCACAUCGUUGCUGCCUGCCACCAAGGCAGCAGCGAUGGAGGCACUUACAUAG
Molecule: messenger RNA, 3192 nt
Organism: Metarhizium robertsii ARSEF 23
Lineage: Eukaryota; Fungi; Ascomycota; Sordariomycetes; Hypocreales; Clavicipitaceae
Product: PIF1 protein
Exons: 4
Coding region: 1-3192 (1063 amino acids)
Biological process (GO): DNA repair; telomere maintenance
Molecular function (GO): DNA helicase activity
Source: RefSeq, a predicted model, not a curated record